Molecule: messenger RNA, 606 nt
Organism: Juglans microcarpa x Juglans regia
Lineage: Eukaryota; Viridiplantae; Streptophyta; Magnoliopsida; Fagales; Juglandaceae
Product: DNA-binding protein S1FA-like
Exons: 2
Coding region: 149-418 (89 amino acids)
Biological process (GO): regulation of DNA-templated transcription
Cellular component (GO): nucleus
Molecular function (GO): DNA binding
Source: RefSeq, a predicted model, not a curated record
UGCCAAACGGGGGCCAGUUUCGAUCCGUCCGAGUCCCGACCCCCUUCUCCCUCUCGUUUGUGUUCUCGAACUUUCUUUGGAGUUUGGUUCAAUUCGUUCGGCUCCCUGCCGAGAAGCUGAGCUGAUCUCUCGGCUCUGAGUCGCAGCCAUGGACGACGAGUACGAGUUCGCUGACAAGGUUCCUCCCUCCUUUGAUCGCGUGGGAGAUAUGAUCAAGGAUGCUGAAGCCAAAGGGUUCAACCCUGGACUGAUAGUGCUGCUGGUUGUUGUUGGGCUAUUGUUGAUAUUCCUUGUUGGAAAUUAUGUACUUUACAUGUAUGCACAAAAAACUCUUCCUCCAAGGAAAAAGAAGCCGGUCUCCAAGAAGAAGAUGAAGAGGGAGAGAAUGAAGCAAGGUGUUUCUGCACCUGGAGAGUAGAAUCUCAAGAUAUGCUUUCUUGUGUUCAUCUUUUCGAACUAUUAUCGGAAACUCCCUUUCUUCUGGUGUUGAGAGUGUCUAAGUUACUUUCCUUCAUCUCCCUGACAUCAGUCAAAAUUUAACUUUAUAUUAGAAGCUAACGUAAUAUUAAGUUAGACCAAGAAGUAAGAAUGCUUUGUUUGUUUUUC